Molecule: messenger RNA, 1126 nt
Organism: Perca fluviatilis (European perch)
Lineage: Eukaryota; Metazoa; Chordata; Actinopteri; Perciformes; Percidae
Gene: atoh7
Product: atonal bHLH transcription factor 7
Exons: 1
Coding region: 197-631 (144 amino acids)
Biological process (GO): regulation of DNA-templated transcription; neural retina development
Molecular function (GO): protein dimerization activity
Source: RefSeq, a predicted model, not a curated record
CUUAGGCUGUCCACUAUCUGGAGUUACGAAAUACAGAGGACACACACAUCUUGGACAUCAGCCAGGCUGUAACAUUAAGGAGACCUCUGAGGAACCUUGAAGCUGAACUGGAAACUUCUCUAAUAAAUCUGUUGACUGGUACCUGAGUCUUUCUGACCUGAGGACAUAUACCGGUUUGAUUCUUCGACCAAAUAUCAUGAAGUCUCGGCGACCCAGCUGCACUGACUCUGGAUCCGAGUCCUCAGAACCAGACUCCAAGAGCCCGGAGAAAUAUGAGACCGCCACGAGGCGCCGGAUGGCUGCCAAUGCCAGAGAGAGGAAGAGGAUGCAGGGCUUGAACACAGCCUUUGAUCGCUUACGUAAAGUGGUCCCCCAGUGGGGCCAGGACAAAAAACUGUCCAAGUAUGAAACCCUGCAGAUGGCUCUCAGCUACAUCAUGGCCCUCAACCGGAUCCUGACAGACGCCAGGAAACACAACUCUGCUCCUCACAGGCAGUGGCUGGACCUGCAGUUUGACUGUGUGCAGCCUGAAAACUACCCCUGCCUCAUGAGGUACGACUCUCCCACUGAACAGGACUACAUCCACUCGUCCUUCUCGUAUCAGUUCGAUGGCCAUCAGGUCCACGGAUAAACUGCUGCCAAUUGGUAGAUAAUCAGUCAUGUUGUUGGAUGUGAGUGACAAUGUGAAUAUUUCUCCUUCAAUCCAGGAGACAGUAAAUACAUUUGUAUUGCAUUAUUUUAUUUUUGCAUUUAUUUAGUUUUUGUAUGUAUGACUAAAAGACUUCUAUUUCACUUUGAAGUCGUUUUUAUUUUUGCUAGGAAACCCAGCAAUGUUGAGCAUUUUUUUUGUUCAAAGUAUAGUAGCAAUGACAGAAUUGUUGUUGUGUCAUCAUAAUGACCACUAGAUUGUAAGGAAGAUACAGUGUAUUUGUUUCUAUCAGUUAUUUUGAUACGGCCCUAAAAUGUUGUGCAAUGUUCAAUGGAUUCUGAGAAAAUCAUUGUGGUCUUAGUUGCAUAGUCAAAGUCAAAUUAUGUAACUAUUUUGUCAAAGUGUAAGUACGUGUUUGUGGAGUUGGAAAAUCAAUGUUAUUUUUCACAUGCAGACCUCUAUUUUGUUGAAUUAUAG